GGGAGACGACGGUAGUGGUGGGCAAUCGUCCAACAGUCCAGACUCCAGAUUCGACAACCGCCGCAUCGCAUCCAGCGGCAAGAUCGGAUCGGAAUCAUCACGUGCCCACGCCGCCACAAUCUGACGGCUUAUCCAAGUUGAGCCCUUCGUCAUCUUGCCAGCGAGCCCGAAGCAGGCCCUCGCCAUCGCCAUGCUCAUGUUCCUUUCCGUCGUCAACAUUCCGCUACCUUGCUAGCCCUACGGCUACCACCAUGUGAGUGACCACAAGGGCUGUCUAUGUGUAGGUAUAUACGAAGUACAACUCGUGCAUUCACACCCGCUUCACCGACAUCGAUGCCGGCCAGGAACUCGCCAGCGGGGGCAAACGACGGGAGCGGGCCGCGCGCAUGUGACCGAUGCACGCGGAGCAAACGAGGAUGCGACAAGGCGUGGCCAAGGUGUGGUCGGUGCCAGAGGCUCAACUCGCCGUGCUUGUAUGAACCGCGCUCCAACUCGCCAAGCACCACCGCCCCUUCCGAUUCUCCUCAUCUGAUCGCGACGCCAUCCUCAAGCGAGUCGAGGACCGCGGACACUUGGACCAGUCCCGAGCACCAGGAUCAUGACCCCGAUCUUCUCUCGGCCAAGCUUAAGUUUGACUGGCGACAGACUGUCUCUCUAUUCUUUCAAACCGUUCACCCUUGGUUCAGUAUUCUGCGUCAAGACAGUUUCGAAGAGGCCGUCCUCCGACUCCAGUACGCUGGCGUACGGGUCGACAGCGGACAUGUCGAAGCCAGUUCCAGCCCGCAAGGCGACGCCUACGAGCUGUUGAUUAUAUGCAUGCACCUUCUCACAACGACAGCACAAGCUCGUGGAGAUGGCGACAUCAUUCUAGACCCCUUAUACCAAAACGCAAAGCAACGCUUCGCCUCGGUAUCAUAUCUAUCGGACCCGGCCUUGGAGUGGAUCCAGGCAGGCCUCCUGAUGUCGCUUUUCGAGUUUGGAAAUGGCAAGACGAAGUUGGCCUAUCGCAGCCUCAGCGAGACGGCCACACUCGCCCUUCUAGCCGGCAUCAGCCCUGGGCAGUAUCACAAGGAUCUGCGCUCAGAGUUUGACGAGGAUUCAGAGAGCCGUCGAGCGCUCUGGUGGGGGAUUUUCAUUCUUGACCAGUUCUCUCAUCUAGACCCCGCCCUCAGAGGUUUGCCGAGUCUAUUCAACAGUCCCGACGAAGAUGCUCUACUUCCCACUGCGAGUGUGAUUGUCGACAGCGACCGCCUCCAGAGUUUUGUCAUCAACCUGCCUGUCAGCGCGCCCGUCUCCAUCGCGCUAGGUGGGUUCCAAAGGGCUGCCCAGGCAGCUGCUGUUUUGUACCAAGCUCAUGAGUGGGAGAGAAAGGUUCGACAAGGCGACGCCGGCCAGGGUGUCUCCGACUUUGAGGAGCUGGACGGGAGAAUACGAGCUCUCCUAGACUCCAUGCUCAACCAGUGUCACAGGUGGGAAAUCUUUUGUGAUGCCCUUGCCAUGUGUAUCAGCUCCCUUUUCGUGCUGUACACGCCAUACCUACCACGUCAGUCGCGCCCUGUCCCGCAGGCCAAAGAUGCGACACCGAGCUGCGAUGAAGCAAAGGCCAUCGCGGCUGUGGGAUUUGCGGUCAAGUUUGUCGGUGACCUGGCUGUCAACUUCAACUCGCAGAUAAGCCAAACGGCCCUGCGCUUGGCGAAUCUUGCGCCACCCGCUCCCUUUGCUUGUUUCUUGGCCGUCGAGCACAUGCACCUGGUCCAAGGCGACAUGCCGGACUCCUGUGGGCGGCGCUCGGAGAUUUUUGAGACGUUGAGGACUUUUGGCAAGCGCUGGAAAGUCGCAGCCGACCUGCUUGACCUGGCACUUGAACGGGGCAAGUCAGCGGCGGUAUCCGUUCAAUGAUAUCGUGUCGUUACUCUAGCCUGGUUGCACAUUAUGAUCCGCUGUACAAGGAUCCAAUUCGCCGUCUAUUGCCGUUACAUACAUGUCUACUCCAUAAAAAGAAGAGUCCUUGCCAUUACAGAAUCUCAAUCUCAAAGUCAUCUCGGGUAAACAGCUCCCAUGCCUGGGCCGCAAUGUUGGUCGGGCUCAGAGUGUCAGCCGAUGGGCUAACGGGACCGCCGACCGUGAUGACGCCAACGUGAACACCCUGAGGCUUGUAGACGUCGGACAGAGAUUGCACCAUGUUUCGCUGCGCGGCCUUGACCAUGGAGAGGACGAAGAGGUCCGCAAUCGGAUACUUGGGCAGCAGCGAGCUCGUGACGAGGAACGAUGGCCGUGCUUGGGCGUCGGUGCGCUUGAGGUCGACGAGCUGGGGGAUCGCCCACUCAGCGGCAGCAUAGAGAGCUGUGCAAUUAAUCUAGCGAGUGUGUGAGUGUCGUUGCACCACAGUGAGUCUGGUAUGCACGU
This is a messenger RNA of Purpureocillium takamizusanense, 2406 nucleotides long. RefSeq lists its product as uncharacterized. The transcript is spliced from 7 exons. Gene Ontology annotation, biological process: DNA-templated transcription; regulation of DNA-templated transcription. Gene Ontology annotation, molecular function: zinc ion binding; DNA-binding transcription factor activity, RNA polymerase II-specific; DNA binding. The record is from RefSeq and is a predicted model, not a curated record. Bases 277 to 1899 code for a protein of 540 amino acids. NCBI's taxonomy places the organism in Eukaryota, Fungi, Ascomycota, Sordariomycetes, Hypocreales, Ophiocordycipitaceae. Gene Ontology annotation, cellular component: nucleus.